Molecule: messenger RNA, 1891 nt
Organism: Megachile rotundata (alfalfa leafcutting bee)
Lineage: Eukaryota; Metazoa; Arthropoda; Insecta; Hymenoptera; Megachilidae
Gene: Bili
Product: FERM domain-containing protein 8 Bili
Biological process (GO): negative regulation of canonical Wnt signaling pathway
Cellular component (GO): cytoskeleton; plasma membrane
Source: RefSeq, a predicted model, not a curated record
AUAAUAUAUAACACACAGAAAAUAUGUUUUAAUGUAAUUAUAUUUCAUUUUAUUUUAUUGAAAGCAUAUAUUUGCACAGCAGUGAGGUGUUACUGUUGAGGUAAAAUAAUCAAUAAAUUGGUUCUCUGGUUUAGAUGGCAGCAGAGCACUGUUUUGGUUUAGUGUCUUUUAAAAAUUAAUUGCCAUUUAUUGUGGAAUUUCAUUUGUUCUAAUGAAAUAAAGAAUUAUUGUUUAUGUUAUUUAAUAUGUUAUGUGAUACUUAAUACUGUUCAUGAGAACAAUUAUAUAAUAAAACAUCUAGUACUACAUUCAAUGAUAACACUUCAAAAUGGAAAUAAAAUGUACAAGACAAUUUGUCUAUUUACAAAAUAGAUUUGUCAGCAGUGAUUAUUAAGUAAAGCACAAUGUUAUCUAAACACUGUAUGUAAGUACAUAAUAAUUAAAUAACAUGGAGACACAAGAAGAUUGUACAAUUCGCAGAGGUCAACCUAUUCGAAGAGGACAUACAUCAUCUUCAAUGAUGAUGAACCAAUCACAAUAUUUAAAUAUUGGAAGAUCUACCAUUCGAAUAGCUGUAUAUUUAAUGACAGAAGUUUUUUUAACAAUGGACAUUGAACAAAAUUCCACUGCCCAUCAAAUUCUAACAAUGAUACAGUCUGAAGCAGAAUUAGGAUUAGCAAGAACUCCAUUGCCUACUGGUCAAACAGUGUUUGCUUUGUGGCUCUGUUCAUCAAAACUUGAAGUUCAAUUACGACCAAAUCAUAAGCCUAUCGAAUUAGCAACAAAGUGGAAUCAUUUAGUGAAAAAGUACAGUUCUGAAAGGGAAGAUACCGAUGAAGAACCUUUAUUGUGUCUUAGACGAAAUGUAUUUCUUUCUCGGGCAGAUGAGGAGCAAAUAAAAGAAGCCAAAGUAUUGGAAUUAUUAUAUGCAGAAGCUAGAAAUAAUGUUCUACAAGGACGUUAUCCAUGCGAAGGUCAAGCACGGUACGCCAGCUUGGGAGCUUUGCAAGCACGCAUUGAACUAGGACCAUACAAUCCACAAAAUCAUACAUUAGCAUUUUUCAGACGACAUCGUGGUCGAUUUUUACCGCAUCAUUAUACUUCUCCUAGCCUGUUAUUAGGGCUAGGUCUUGGAUUAGGUUUGGUAGGAGGAAAAGGAGCUCCUGAGGCACGUCUUCUUGAACAAUACAAACGAAUACCUAAUCACACAGGAACUAAUACAAAUUCAAGGAAACUUAUUAGAAAAUAUCUAGAGUUUUGUUGGAGUUUGCCUUGUUAUGGUGCAGCUUUCUUUCAGGGACAGAUUGAACGUCCUGUAAGAGGUCUCGCGUCAUGGAUUACAAAUCGUGAUAUGCAUGUUCUUAUAGCCAUUAAUUCAUCGGGUAUAUACAUUGUUGAUGAUAUGCAAUGUAGUUUAUUAUUAGGUCUGCGGUAUUCAGAGGUGAGUUGGGAAAUGGCGAAGCCAUCCGACGAAGGUAAUUUAGACUGCCUGCCUUGUUUAUUUUUACAAUUUCCUGUUCGAGAGAAUGGAGCACGCGUUUAUAAAAUACUACAAGUAUUCUCGAGACAAGCAAUAAUGAUGGAUACGUUAAUUUCUGGUUUUGCCGAGGAACAUCGCCGCCACGGAGCUAAUGGCGAUGUGGCAAAUACUGAUCGUUUAAUGGAUCACUCGAUAGGUUCGACUACCGGAAGUUUUACGAAUAAACUUAGCAAAUUUACAUUGGCUACUUUUGACGAUGAAGGUAAUAUUUCAGAAGUUAGAAAUAUAUUUAAAAUUCAGGAAGUUUGUAUCUAAUAUUCUUUUUAGGUAGAUGCAUCGGACAAAUGGGUUCUUGGUCUUUUCAAUAGCGAUAAGACAAAUGGUCUUAUCUAUUUGUUUCAUUCAAGAUCU